CACAGGAGGCCAUGUUGUUGUAGUUCGUUGGGACUGGACCGUCGUAUCCCUCCGCUACUGUAUGUCUCUGCGAUAAUCACCCCCUCCCGUUUUUGACAUCAGGGACACGUAAAUAAACCGGAGGGCGCAAACGGUGACCCUCACAAUGAAUUUAAGCCUGGGUCUGUCGCGAAGAAACCCUCAGGAGGACUUUGAGCUGAUCCAGAGGAUCGGGAGCGGAACCUAUGGGGAUGUGUACAAGGCUCGUAAUGUCAACACUGGAGAACUGGCUGCUAUCAAAGUCAUCAAACUAGAGCCAGGAGAGGACUUUGAUGUGGUGCAGCAGGAGAUUAUUAUGAUGAAAGAUUGUAAACACUCAAACAUUGUUGCAUAUUUUGGCAGUUACCUCAGGAGAGAUAAAUUAUGGAUCAGCAUGGAAUACUGUGGUGGAGGCUCACUCCAGGAUAUUUACCAUGUUACCGGGCCGUUGUCAGAAUCCCAGAUUGCGUAUGUAUGUCGGGAGACCCUGCAGGGUGUUUACUAUCUCCAUAACAAAGGCAAGAUCCACAGAGAUAUAAAGGGCGCAAAUAUACUGUUGACAGACAAUGGCUACGUUAAGUUAGCUGAUUUUGGAGUUUCAGCUCAGAUAUCAGCCACUUUAGCAAAAAGAAAGUCCUUCAUUGGAACUCCAUAUUGGAUGGCACCUGAGGUAGCAGCAGUUGAGAGGAAAGGUGGUUACAAUCAGCUGUGUGAUAUUUGGGCCGUGGGCAUCACAGCAAUUGAGCUGGCCGAGUUGGAGCCGCCAAUGUUCGACUUGCACCCCAUGAGAGCACUCUUCCUAAUGACCAAGGGCAGUUUCCAACCACCUAAGCUGAAAGACAAAGUAAAAUGGACAAAUAAUUUCCAUCACUUUGUGAAAAUGGCUUUGAUCAAAAAUCCCAAGAAGAGACCAACAGCCGACAGAUUACUGCAAGACCCAUUCGUUACUCAACCGCUUAGCCGGACUCUUGCCAUUGAGCUACUGGACAAAGCCAACAACCCUGACCACAGCACACACAGUGAUGCAGAAGAGGAGGAUGACAUUGACCCAGAGUCUCCCGUGUCUGUUCCACAUCGAAUCCGCUCAACUAGCAGGAGCUCACGAGAUGGAAAAACUCUCUCUGAGAUCAACUUUGAUAAGGUGAAGUUCGACCCACCUCUGAGAAAAGAAACCGAACCGCAUCAUGAGAUGGAUCUACCAUUAGAGUCCCAAAGCAUUCUGGGAAAUAACAAGAGUCUAUUAAAAUCUGUUGCUGAGGAGCUCAGUCAAAGGGGUCAUGUGACACAUUUAGAGGAUGAGGAGGAGGAUGAAGGUGAUGAUUUGCACAGUGACUCCACUUCAACCAUGAGACCUAAAGUACCACCUCCUCUGCCACCCAAGCCAAAGCUUCUGUCUCCCGGUCAGAGCAGUACUGUCUCAGAGGAAAAUACCGGAGAAGGGACUAUUAAACGUUCCCCAGCUUCUGCAAGCUCCACCCCUCCUGUUCGGACGGUUUCCUGUGUUCCUCCCAGGCCGCCACCUCCACGCCUGCCUGCACACAGGCGUAGUAGUUUAGGUAACAAACCAUCUGAGCACGAUCAGACAGAGCCAGCAUUGGAUGAUGAGAUUUAUAGGUUCUGGGAAUGGCUUCAUGCUGAAAUACAAGAAGAACAAAGUAAUGUAGUUUCUGUCCAGGGGAAUGGAGAGAAAGAAAAACUGGCCUCCCUUCCCUCACCUAAUCUAGAGCUUCCAUUCAGUAAUGGCCUCCCACCGACCCCUAAAGUACUUAUGGGAGCUUGUUUCUCUAAAGUGUUUAACGGCUGUCCCCUAAAGAUUCACUGUGCCUGUUCCUGGAUAAACCCAAACACCAGGGAUCAGUAUCUGAUUUUUGGUGCAGAGGAAGGAAUUUAUACCCUCAAUCUAAAUGAAAUCCAUGAGAGCACGAUGGAACAGCUGGUUCCACGGAGGUGCACAUGGGUCUAUGUAAUGAACAACUGGCUGCUUUCAAUAUCAGGUAAAGCAUCUCAGCUCUACUCUUACAACCUGACGAUGCUUUUUGAGCAAGCUCGACAAAUGCAGAAGUUACCCGUAGCCAUACCAACAUACAAAUUCCCUGACAAAAUCAUCCCACGGAAGUUUGCUGUGUCCAAUAAAAUACCAGAUACGAGGGGUUGUCAAAAAUGUUGUGUGGUGCGAAACCCGUACACCGGUCAUAAGUACUUAUGUGGAGCGUUCCAGUCCAGCGUAGUGCUGUUUGAAUGGGUGGAAGCCAUGCAGCGCUUCAUGCUGAUAAAGAGCAUAGACCUCACCCUGCCGUGCCCGUUAGAAAUCUUUGAGAUGUUGGUGGUUCCUGAGCAGCAUUAUCCACUGGUUUGUGUGGCGGUCAGUAAAGGAAGCCAUCCUGAUCAGGUGGUCAUGUUUGGCUCUGUUGAUCCCAAUGCUGCCAACCCGGUGUUCACAGAGCCUGUAACACCUCAAACAUGUGUCAUUCAUGUGACUCAGCUGGAGAGAGAUACCGUCCUAGUGUGUCUAGAUCGGUGUAUAAAAUUGGUGAAUUUACAGGGCAGGUUAAAAUCCAACAGAAAGCUGUCAACUGAACUCACCUUUAACUUCCAGAUUGAGGCAAUAGUGUGUCUGCAGGACAGUGUUUUAGCGUUCUGGAAGCAUGGAAUGCAGGGAAGAAGCUUUAAAAACAGUGAGAUAACUCAGGAGAUCUCUGAUAACUCGCGAAUCUACAGGCUGCUGGGUGCGGACAGAGUGGUGGUGUUGGAAAGCAAACCGACUGAAGACCCUACAGCUCAAAGUAAUCUUUACAUCCUCGCGGGCCACGAGAACAGCUACUGACAACACACUGCCUUAACACACACUACAUAAUGCACGCUACAGAGUACAUGUUUCAGAGACUUACACCUCAUUUUCAUUUAUAGUGCUACUGAACAAAACACUACAGAAAAAAAACAUACUCUAAGACCGUUGAAAUUAAACACUACAGAUACGUUAUAAGACCAGAAUUUUUUGGUGUGGCAUGAUACCAGCCCUUGGUACCUCGUAUCGAUAUAAGAUCGAUACCUCAGUACAAGCAGAUGUAACGGCAAAUCAAUCAUUUGAAUUAAUUUAUAGUUAAUACAUGAUAUCUUUUGGUAUUGUACCAGUUUAAAGUUUUUCUUUUUUUUGCAAACUGUGUGAACUUACUAUAGAUUCAUUUCAGUACACAAAAACAGUGCAAACUAAACUCUUCAGAGACACCUUGAUACACAACCAUCAGUUCUGUGAGACUGAGAGAACUCAUUUGAAAACAACAGUCUAGUACAACAAUUAUCUAAAAGAGGACACAAAUAACAUGGCUUUUACAUCUGCCAUGAUUUGCAGGUGUUUUACCAUCUUGUUAGCUUUGUAGCUUUUAGUAUUGAAGUGACACUGCCCUGUAAACAGCUCUUCUCUUUUAAAAUACCAAUACAGUUCACCAAGAAUACUUAAGUCUAAUCAGAAUACAUAAGUCUAAUCACAGAAAUCUGUGUGUGGAAGUCUUUCACCCUAACGAGAAAUCCUAUUGAAAUGACUGGAUUUUUCUUAUGAAAAAUUGCUAAACAACUGUAAAUGUAACUACACUUUAAGGCAAUUCAGUAAGUUUUUAAGUAAAUUUAAUCUUAGGGCAGACGAUUCUAUUAAAUUAUAAAUUAUUAAUGUUAAUCGUCUUAGUGGACAUUCAUACAGAAUGCACUUUUUUGUGUCUAAAAAUGUGAAACAGGGCAGUGGAAUAAAAAAAAGAAAGAAAAAAACUUCUAGAGACACAUUUUUUAAAAGUUAAACUUCUUAAGAACCAUGUUUUUAGGACGGCAUGUAAUUUGCAAGAUGCUAAAGUCAGAGCAGUCUAGCACAUUUAUAUACAAAAACUAUGAAAAAGCAGCACAGAGAAAUACAAAACAUGUUUCUGUGAAGACGAAAAAAAAAAAAGCCUGCAGUGAAGCUAAAUAUUUUGCUUAUUAGUUGCUAAAUACAAAAAUCAUUUUGUUAUAUACACUAGGGGGCGCCAUGUUAUCUUGUCAUUAUUCCACCACUCAUGUUACUCAAACUGAGGUUAAGUACUGAAGGAUUUUUUGGUACCACAUCCAGUGGAUUAAGCAUUGAAUGAUGAAAUGAAUUAUUAACAGCCAAUAUACAUAUUUUCAUCAAAGUAUAAUCAUUCAUUAAUAAUGAUAAUUCAUAUUUAAUUAGUAAUAUCCUUAAUUCCUCAUUUCCAUUAUUAAUAAAAGUACUGUGUCUUUAUCAUGGUAUAGUGUUGGUAUAAGAUGGCAAUACCAUAUAUAUAUAUAUAUUCUGAAUGAUUACCUUAGUCACACACUAUGGUAUUUACACGGUACUCCAAACAAUAUCACGGUAUUACUGUAGUAAUGUCCAAGAAACCAUGAUAAUACCACAGUAAGACCAUUUGUGCUGCCCAAUACUGUCCGUGGUAGCACACGUACACCACCGAGAUGUCUAUUUGACAUCUGCAAGACAUAUUUUUUUAAGAGUGUUUGCUCAUCUGCAAUAUGUCUAUAGGACGUCCGACGUUUCCAAUCACAUGUCAAAUAGACGUUUAGAUUUUUUUUUAAGAUGUUUAUAAUUUAGAAUGUAUGUAAAACCGAUGUCUGAAAGACGUCUUUACGAUGUUUGUAUACCACAGAUGCUUUCCAGAUUAAGCAGUCACGAGCCACUUAAUGGGAAUGUAAUAAUUUUUAGAGUUUUUAUAUUUCAUGUUUUAGUUCAUUACCAAGCACUGUUAUUGAAGGUUUGCACAAUACGUUUGCUCACGUGUGCUUUUCUCCGCGUGCUGUGUGUGUGUUAAUGGGUGAGUUGAUGUCAAGAGUACAAGUAUAACAAACUAAGAAAUCCUAUUUAUCAGGCUCACUGAAAACAGAAUAGAGACAACAUAAUGUCUUAUGAAUGCAGUAUGUGUAAAAAUUGAAAUGGGAAGUCAGAAAAAGAGCUCUUUCUAGAAUGUAGCUGUCAGUGAAGAUUUCUCACAUUUCCAUCAUUUUGUAUGGCAUCAUAUCUGAAUACUGUUAUUUUUGUGUAAAAAUUGCAAAAUCAAGUUCUGUUAAGCUGAAUGCUCAAAUUUAGCAUGUCAAGUCUACCUCUAAAAUGCAUUAAAAUUUCUUACAUAGAUCAUGCGCCAUUAAAACCCUACUGCAAAUAGAGUAUCUCCCUAAUAGCAGUUUUAAACCCUGGUCUUGUCACAUUUUUGUCAAGACCUAAGAUAUACUGUGUUUGAGCCUAAUCUCCAUUUACUCUGUAUGUUUGAAAGAAUCACAAAUGUGUGUCAAACUACUCCAUGUUCACUACAGCAGCGUCUCUUGUGUGAUGUGAUGCACGUCUUGUAUAUAGUGUAAAUAAUGAGUUUUACAGACUGUAUAAAGCCAAUAUUUUGUUUCAAAUGUGGAACUCUUUUAUGAGAUUUAACACAUUAAACCAAGGUGAAAAAAUAUCAAAUCCA
This is a messenger RNA of Carassius gibelio (silver crucian carp), 5474 nucleotides long. Its product is annotated as mitogen-activated protein kinase kinase kinase kinase 3. The record is from RefSeq and is a predicted model, not a curated record. The transcript is spliced from 33 exons. NCBI's taxonomy places the organism in Eukaryota, Metazoa, Chordata, Actinopteri, Cypriniformes, Cyprinidae. The coding region runs from base 146 to 2842 and encodes 898 amino acids. Gene Ontology annotation, molecular function: ATP binding; MAP kinase kinase kinase kinase activity. Gene Ontology annotation, biological process: protein phosphorylation.